Molecule: messenger RNA, 786 nt
Organism: Heterobasidion irregulare TC 32-1
Lineage: Eukaryota; Fungi; Basidiomycota; Agaricomycetes; Russulales; Bondarzewiaceae
Exons: 4
Coding region: 1-786 (261 amino acids)
Source: RefSeq, a predicted model, not a curated record
AUGACGUCGGCGGGGCCAGGCACCCGGGGCAGCCGGCGGCGGCCGGAGACCGGAGGGCGCGGGUGGCGCGGGUUGGGUGUUGCCAAGGGAUCUGCAGGCUCCCGGCCAGUCGGUGUUCGCGCUGGCGUCCAGCCCUCGCUGCUCUCCCAGUCCCAGCCCUGGCCUCCACUGGCACCGUCGUUUCCUGUCUUUACUCUCCAGCCGGUCUUUACCCUUCCGCCUUUCCUCCGCGUCCCAGUCCCGGUCGACUUGCACGCGCACGCGCACUCAUACACGUACGUCGAUGCCCCUCGUGCCCGGAUCACCGAUCCAUUUCCCCUCUCCAUAUGGGCGCCCCGAUGCUGUAAAACAUUCACUGACCCCCUCGCGUUAUUUUUCCAUUCCAGAUUCGUCUCGUCGCUCGCCCCACGUGUCGCUCCUUUGCACACACACCCUCUCCCUUUCCUCUCUCUCCUCCACCACCGUCCGUUCGUCCGUCCGUCCAUCCCCCUCCACCUCGGUGCCCCGCCCCCCCCGCACGUGUCUGCCCCACCGCCCCCACAUCCUCACGCCCAAAAUCUGCCGCCUCAACGCCACGACAGCACCGCGCGUCCCACCCUCGUCUCUUUCGUUUGGGCGAGAAGCCAGAACAUUCGUGUAUCCGUUCAUCCCGUAACGCGCUCUGCUGAACCUCCUCAUCUGCUACCGACCGCCCAGCCCCUCGCACUCGCACACGCGCACGCCCCGUACGUACCCCGCCGCUCGCAUCCUCACGCCCCAUCCCACCCUGACCUCGUCCCCCUUUAG